AUGUCGUCGAAAAGUAACGAGUCAAGCCCAUCUUCAUCCCAUCUAGCCUUCUCUCUUCUACAAAGAAACACUACCCCGCCUCAACCAGGUGAGAGGCGGGGAAGAAGAAGGCUUCCAGCUGAGCCAGGGCGAUUCCUCGGAGUAAGAAGGAGACCAUGGGGAAGAUAUGCAGCCGAAAUAAGGGACCCUACAACAAAAGAAAGACAUUGGCUUGGCACUUUCGACACUGCCCAAGAAGCUGCCCUUGCUUAUGAUAGGGCUGCCCUUUCCAUGAAGGGUACCCAAGCAAGAACCAACUUUGUCUACUCUGAUCAAACCACAUCCCACCAAUAUCCCUUUCUCUAUUCUCUAGAGGAACAAACCAACUUGCAGCAACCCCCACCAUUCGUAAUUACCAAUAUUAAUAAUGGACCCAAACAGACUGCCCCAUGGCAGAACUCUUCUCGCCAGCUUGAUUUUGGUCAAGGAGAUCAAACUAGUAGUACUCAUAACCACGCCCAAAAUCAUUCUGAUAAUGAAAAUUUGUUCUUUUCCGAUGAUAAUAAUAAUCUCGACACAAAUUCAGGCUAUUUGGGAUGUGUUGUUCCAGAUAGCUGCCUGAGGCCUACAUCUAAUGAAACCAAUGUAAUGCAAUAUUCCAACAACAACAACCAAGAUUUCACAUGUUUCAACCAACCUAGUUAUGAUUAUGGUACAAGCUAUGGAGGUUUUUCUUGCUUCGAUGGUGAUGAUGGCGGUAGAUCUUAUUGUGAGUUAUCAGCAAUGGUUGGAAACCCUCAGAUUGAUCAGGGUAAUGUUAAUGAUCUUGAUUCAAUACCAAGUUCAUCUAAUUACUACUAUGGGAUGUAG
Impatiens glandulifera is the source of this 849-nucleotide messenger RNA. Its product is annotated as ethylene-responsive transcription factor ERF086-like. The coding region runs from base 1 to 849 and encodes 282 amino acids. The transcript has a single exon. NCBI's taxonomy places the organism in Eukaryota, Viridiplantae, Streptophyta, Magnoliopsida, Ericales, Balsaminaceae. Gene Ontology annotation, molecular function: DNA binding; DNA-binding transcription factor activity. Gene Ontology annotation, biological process: regulation of DNA-templated transcription. The record is from RefSeq and is a predicted model, not a curated record.